Molecule: messenger RNA, 4118 nt
Organism: Oncorhynchus mykiss (rainbow trout)
Lineage: Eukaryota; Metazoa; Chordata; Actinopteri; Salmoniformes; Salmonidae
Source: RefSeq, a predicted model, not a curated record
UGUGUGUGUGUGUGCGUGCGUGCGUGCGUGUGUAGGGCUGUAUUGAGGAGAGCUGCAGAGGGGAUGUACUCGGUUCCCUGGCUCUGUGGUGUCCAUGUUGCUUUGGGAGCCUCAGGCCUGCUCCCAUACAUCCCACUCUGGGUCUGUUGAUCCUAUUGUCUCCUCCGUCACCACGCAUCGCCCGGCGAAUAAAGGCUGUCUGGCUCCAAGCUUAAAUAUUGCAGCAAACUAAAAACCAACCAUCAGAGCUGAUUCAUUCACAUCUGCUCAGUGGGGCAACAAGGACAGGGCUUUAGGUGGGAAAGAGGGCAGAAGUCUACUUUUCCCCGCCGGGUGCCAAGAGAACAGGACAGGACACUACAACUUCGCCGGAGCCGCAUCUGUGCGCUACGGACCGAUCAUGGGUGACUGGAGCUUUCUGGGUAAUAUUUUAGAGGAAGUGAAUGAGCACUCAACGGUGAUCGGCCGGGUGUGGCUCACGGUCCUCUUCAUCUUCCGCAUCCUCAUCCUGGGUACGGCGGCAGAGUUUGUGUGGGGCGACGAGCAGUCAGACUACGUCUGCAACACGCAGCAGCCCGGUUGCGAGAAUGUGUGUUACGACGAGGCGUUCCCCAUCUCCCACAUUCGCCUGUGGGUUCUGCAGAUAAUUUUUGUGUCCACGCCAUCUCUGGUCUACGUGGGCCAUGCCGUGCACCACGUCCACAUGGAGGAGAAACGCAAGGAGCGUGAGGAGGCCGAGCUGAGUCGCCAACAGGAGCUAAGUGAGGAGCGGCUGCCACUAGCGCCUGACCAGGGCAGCGUGCGCACCACCAAGGAGACCAGCACCAAGGGCAGCAAGAAGUUCAGGCUGGAGGGCACCCUGCUGAGAACCUACAUCUGCCACAUCAUCUUCAAGACGCUGUUCGAAGUGGGUUUCGUAGUGGGCCAGUACUUUCUGUACGGCUUCCGCAUCCUGCCGCUGUACAAGUGCAGCCGCUGGCCCUGCCCCAACACCGUAGACUGCUUCGUGUCCCGGCCAACAGAGAAGACAGUCUUCAUCAUUUUCAUGUUGGCCGUGGCUUGCGUCUCGCUCUUCCUCAACUUUGUGGAGAUCAGCCAUCUGGGCUUGAAGAAGAUCCGCUUCGUCUUCUGGAAGCCAACCCCGGGGCAAGCCCAGGGUGAAGGCCUGAGCCCCAUGCCCCCCCCAGGGGGGAUCCUCAAGAGCCUGCCUCCCCUGGCCGUGCCUUCCAUCCAGAGGGCCAAAGGCUACAGGCUGCUGGAGGAGGAGAAAGCCCCGUCCGUGACCCACCUCUAUCCUCUGGCAGAGACGUGCAUGGAGGCAGGGAUGUUAACCCCCCUGGCCCCACCCUUCCAGUGCAUGGAGGAGAAGGCGGAAGAACUGAGGCACACGGAGGACAUUUCUAAGGUGUACAAUGAGUCCCUGCCCUCCUAUGCCCAAACCACCGAGAUAGGGGAGGACACACUACCACUACACCAAGAGGAGCAGGAGCAGCAGGAGGUGGUGGAGGAGGACAAAGAAGAGGAGGAAGUAGUGGAGGAGGCGGAGAUGGAGGUGACGGAUACGAUAGAAGACACCAGACCACUGAGCAGAUUGAGCAAAGCCAGCAGCAGGGCCAGGUCAGACGAUCUCACCGUAUGAACCUGUGAGAGAAAACAUGCGCACACCCGCACACCGAACACAGGAGAACAUACACCUAACUCUAGACAACACACACUUAAAACAGCAGGGCUUAACCAAGGGAAACACAUGUAAAUCCAACAGGGAUAGAUUCAAUCACAAGUUACACAUUACCCUUAUGAUGUGGGCAACAUCAUUCAACAAGGCAAAGAAAGAUCUGAGCUUGUUUGUGAGAUAAGUGAAUAUUAUAAAAAGUAGCGGUUAACAAGAGGAGGGAUAGAUUUUUUUUCAUUAAGCUCUUAUGUAAAAAAUGUAGAAAGGGCAAACAUGCAGAAAGGGGAAAAUAUUUUUACUUUAACAAUAACCAAUGAAAGUUCACUAAUGUUUACAUAUUCUGGUGGGGUUGAAUGGGUAGGGGAAGAGAUUGAGCAUAUAUUCCUGUCUGCAAGGCAGUAACAUUACUGUAGGCAGGCAAGCACUUUCAUUCCCAUACAGUCGGUGACAGACUGCAAUUAUGUAGUUGCAAACAUGUUGCAGGUGGAAGGGCUCUUAUACACCAAGUCCUUGCACAGAAAAAUAAUGGAACAAAAUUUACAAACUUAUGACUGACUCUUCAACACUAAGUUGAUAGUCAUUUUUUGGGAUAAAAAAUAGCAUCAUUUUGGCACACAUUUCCUAGAGAACAGAGAACUCUGUGCAAGGCCAAUAUAACCCUCAUAUCAACUCAAUUAUGCUAUUUACAUUUCUUUCAAUUGAAGGGAGAUUUGCAUCUAUGUACAAGAACAUAUCUCUCCCUUUCAUAUUUAUAUGCAGCGUUGUACAGCCAAAAAGCUGGGUAGUGGAGAAAAACAAACCCCAAAAAUAUCACAUGUUGAAUGUCUCUUUUCAAUGUGAUUCUACAGCUCAUCUCUUGGAUUGCUUAUAUAUUGUGUUGCCUAUAUAAUGCAGAAGUGUGAACUGUUAUAAUGAUGUCUUUUUGUGAAAGAGAGGAGUGCUGGUUUUGCCCGAUCACAGACUGGACCAUAGUAACAACCUCAGGCCAAAUCCUCUCUUUUCGCCCUGUACAAACAGGCUUCAGAGCGAUAAAGAUCACGCCCGAUCAGCACAAAGUAUUGUGGAGCCACAGACAAUAAAAUAAACCACUCUCACAUAUGAAAAACACGCUUCCUUGACAUUGUUGUGGGGGAAAAAUAGUUUUACUUGAUUUUAUCUGCCCUUGAUGUUCCUUGCCCCUGUACAAAUAUGAAAUACUUGUUUACAAAAUUUUGAAAGAAAAACAAUAAAUGGUGAAUCUCAUUGUACAUAAACUAUCAUCCUAUCUGAUGUCUAAUAGCAAACAUAAUGUUGAGACAGUUUAAGUUAUGAUAUUAUGUCUAGCUAAAUUACUAGAAAACAGUCAAGAAACAUCAUAAUGCUGCUCAAGUCACUGAUUUGGUAGGGAAAAUUAAGUGCUUAUCAAAAUUGAAUCAUUAUUUCCAUAAUUACCAAAGACUUGCUUUGCAGAACUUUGACCUUUCUUAUCGCUGUCCCAGAGAUGUUUUUAUUUUUACAUGUUUAAAAAGUUGUUAAGAGAGCAGAAUUCUCUCUUACAAGUACUUUUUUAAAUUAAAACAAAAAAACAAUUCCCCUUGAAAGGGAUGCCUUAAAGUAUGACUUAUGUGUAUUUAAUUUAAUAUUUCUAUAUUUUUCUCUCUUGCUCUCUCCGCUUUAUUUAGAUUGCUUGGCUAUUUUGCUUUCCAAUGUAUGUGCUUUAUCUGUAAAUGUAAAUUCUCAGAUGUCUUUGUAAAGGUUAAAGCACUUCCAUUGCUCUGGGAACUAUGUGAAUGUCAUGUCUUAAAUUCAACGUUUUUUUCCCUUAGCUUUCAAAUAAUCCUUUGUACAUGCAAACACCCCCUUAAUUUGUUAGGGAAAUGUAAAGUUUGUCUGCAAAUAACUGUACUUAUUCUCAGUCUGUGCUGUGCCUUAAAGCAAAGCAUUGGUCAAUGCAGCAGUGGGUUUAUCCAGUGGCACAGAUCAAAUGGUGCAGAAAAGCCACAAGCACGCACGCACUCACACAUGCAUACACGUGUGCAUGCACACACACACACACACUUCCAGUGUUGGUUUUGGGGGUAUGAUCAAACGGCUCUAGACAAACUCUGACAGAAAGGCAGCUUUGACCCCUUUGUGACCCCUAGCCACUCAGUUGCUUCCCAUAAGCCAAUGCUUUGACAACAUUGUGAAUGAGACAACAGGCUUUUCACAAAUGCAGAAUAGUUUAGCCCAUUUCAACACUGAAAUAUAUUCCAAAAUGUGUUCUGGUUCUCAUGUGUGGUAAAUUCAUAUAACUGGUACAUGUGUGUUUUGUGUUUCGAACAGUUCUCCUUGCUUAAUCGUUUGUAAGAACAUUUGACUAAUCUUUGGAAAGAAAAUAUAACCUUUUACUAACUUCUAGUCCUCCUAGUUGUGUGACUGUAUGAUCUUUUGGACAGUGAACCAAGGCAAUAAAAGGUCACACGUG